AAGUGUAAAUUCUAAUUUGACACCACAAAUGGCUACGCGAAUAUAGCCACAAGUAAGGCAUAGUUGCCGCAACGUAUUAAAACUUCUGUCACGCUGUUCACACCUGUUACAAUUUUAAUCAUCAGCACAAUGAAUCAGCUCGAGCCGAUAAAGAGGUCUCAGAAUGAAACAAUACAUAAUGUGUGGCAAACCAUAAAACUUUUUUAUUCAUAUUUAUAAUCAUGUUUUUUUAUCAAUGAAAAAUAUAGAAAUAUGCCAGAGAAAUGAGUUAUAAAACUUGCACAUUUCGCAAUAUUCGCAUAUUCUAUAUGCAAAAAGAUAUAGAAGGCGAUAUACAUGUGCUGUUUGUGUUCCUAUUUAUGUAUUUAUUAUUUACUUAAAAGAUUUUGAUUCCUGCCGGACAUACAGAAGGACAGCGCGAACGAAAGAGAGGUAGCAAGAACGAAAUAAUACACAUAAUGUACGCGACCAUAAAACUUAUAGGAAUGAAAACUGCAGAACAUUAAUAAUUUCAAGAAGGUGAAUCGGAGGGAGUGAGGAUGCAACAGUUUUACAGUAAUUCUAAACGCGUUUAUAAAUAGAAAACAAAGAAUCGGCGGCUGAUGCUCGCCGGUGACAGCUGAUCGCGCGGACGGUGUAAUACAUACGAGUGCGAGUGAGAAAGCAAGAUGACGAUACCGAUGGCUUUGCGAGACAGACUGUGUUUUGUCGCACGAAACGACAUCGAUUUUGUCAUCUUGCUUUCUCACUCGCACUCGUACGAAUUUCUGGUCGCGAAUAUUUUCGCCCGCAGGGAAUAAGAAAUAAAGAGAUAUGUACUAAUUAAUCAUAUAUUCUUUUUAUUAUUUUUAUACAUUUUUCAAUAAUAGUUUACGAUUACAUUCCGUCCUCCUCUGCCGCCGCCGCGCCGUCCUCUUCCUCUGCCGCCGCCGCCGCCGCCGCCGCGCCAUCCUCGUCCUCCACGGCGGCCGCCCCAUUUGCUUCGACGGUGGCCACCGCCAUAUACCAUUUUCUUUAACAGCUUUUUAAUCUGAAAUAUAAUAAUGAAUGGUACUAAAAUUGUGACAUUAUUAAAAAAAAACAAAAGAUAAUCGUGUAAAUUCAUUUGCUACUAUUGUAGAAAUGACUUCUUUUCACGAAAAUCUAAUUCUGCCACAUUUAUUACAUAGGAAAAGCAAUGUUUUUACUUACUUGCGACGACGACGACGACGACGCCGACUGCUGCUUUUCCUUCUGUUUCUCUUCUUCCUUCUUUCUCUCUUUUUCCGCUUCUUUAUUUUCUUUCUUUUCUUCCUUCCUCUCUACCUUCUCUCCUUUCUUCCCUGUCUCAUUUCUGUCCACUUCCAUCUGUAAAGAAAGUAAUUUAUAUAUAAAUAACGUAAUAUUAAUGAUAUAAUAUUUUACUGGCCGAUUAUACGCACCUCGUGGUCUGACAUCUUGCUUUCUUUGAUUGUCUUUUGUCGUUGAUGCUGAAACCACUCGAAUGGUGGUGGGGAUCAGGACCGUGUUCACUGUUUUAUAAAAUAGACCUUUUCCUAUUUUCUAAUUUUUUAUUUUACGGAUUACAUUCUUAUUUUCAUGUUAUAUUUUUGUUUUAUAAUUUUAAUUCAUAAUAUUAUAAAUGAAUACAACUUCAAAAGUUUUUUUUUGUCAUUGUUCUUUAUUUUUCGUAGUCCUUAGAAACACUCCCCACCAUGGUGCCCUAUGUUUCUCCGUAUUGCAUUUUACGUUUUCGCGACAGUUGCAUUCGAAGCAAGAAAUAGAUAGCAUCAUUGAAUUUAUUUCAAAGCUUCGAAAGUGUGAAGUGAUCAAAGCGAGAGGUGAAUAUUGUGGUGUGAUAGUGACAAUGAGUGAUAGUGAAAAUGUUCUCAUGAUUGAAGUGAUUGAAGAUAGGAGAAAUGAAUGUGUGGCGGAUAAUAGAAGUCGUCGGCCAAAAUAUACAAUCAGUACGAAAAGAUAUUCGAAAAAAACAGCAUGCCGCGAAAGAAGGCGGCGGUUAGCCCUUCAGAAAAGUUCCGUACAAUCAACAUCCGAUGGACAAAGAUACACGGCAAACAGAAACGGCAAAUUCGACAGAAAUUUUUGAAGAAACGACGAAUGAAUUGUUUGAAAUUGAAGAAACAAACAAUGCUGAAGAUGGGAUAAAUAUGGAAGGCACAAAUUCAGAAAAUGAAGAACUGAUGAUACAGAAAGUUGUAACGAACGAGCCUGAAGAACAAUUCUGUAUACCAAAUGGCUUCAGUAUCGUGGACAUGCAGCACAUCUUUGCUGAAUUUCAGAAAAUAAGUGACCAUGCUAAAAACAGGGAAGACUGUGGAAUUAGACACCUGAAAAUAACCGGCAUGAAACGGUCGGGCCUGAGGACCACCCUCAGUGUAAUAUGCGAUAUGUGCAAAUAUAAAGGUGAAAUCCACAGUGAACCUGACAAAAGCAAUAAAAUGGAAACAAACCAGUGUGCAGUUGCUGGAACAAUUGUGAAUGGAGGCAGUUAUGCCCAAAUGGAGGAGUUCCUUGCAGCGAUGAACAUACCCUCCAUGUCGAAGAAAGAAUUUAGAAAGCAUCACGAUAAAAUCGUGAAAGCACUAAUUGUUGCUGCAGAAGAAGAGAUGGUAACAGCGGCAGAGGAAGAAAAACGCUUGGCCAUUGAAAGAGGCGAUAUUGUUUCCGGAUGUGGAAUCCCUCACAUCCCCGUUGUGGCCGAUGGAAGCUGGAUGAAACGAUCAUACCGGACUGGAACGUACAAUUCCGCGUCUGGAGUCGGCGUUAUAAUUGGAUAUCACACGAAGAAAGUUUUAUUUAUUGGUGUGAGAAACAAGGUGUGCAGGAUUUGCCGAUGUGCUGCGAAAAAGAAAGAAGAGCCACGAAAGCACACCUGUUUUAAAAAUUGGAGCGCAAGCCAAGCAUCAACGGCUAUGGAAAGUGACGCUAUAGUCGAAGGCUUCAAGACCAGCGUAGAAAAACGUGGGCUGAUUUAUUCAACACUGAUUGCUGAUGGGGACAGCAGCGUUUAUAAAAAAAUUAUAGAUGCAGAACCAUAUAAAGCACAGAUUCGUGUAAAAAAAAUUGAAUGCACGAAUCAUUUAUUGCGAAACUUUUGCAGAAAAAUGAAAGAAGUUGUAAAGAUGGCAACACCUGGUCCAUUCAGAAGAAUCGUUGAAAGCAGCAUUCGGCGAAUGCUUGCGGACAUAGUAAAAGCCGCAGAGUACAGAUACAGUCAGCAAGUAACAACCGCUGAAAAAAUUAAGAAUUUGUAUGCCGACAUACACAAUGUUCCUAGCCAUGUUUUUGGUGAACACGCAGAUUGUUCAAAACUACAAUACUUCUGCGAUGGAACGAGUAAAAAAGAUGAAAAGAACAUUGUUCCCGAAUUGAUGAAGAUGGGAGUGUAUGAACAAAUCAAAGAAAUACUUCGAUCUCUGUUGGCGCAUGCUGAGAGUUUGCUGUAUAACAGCAACAAUAAUGCCGUCGAAAGUUUCAACGGAAUCAUCGCAAAAUAUACAGGAGGAAAAAGAUUGAAUUUCGGCGAGAGGGGAUCUUACACGGGAAGAUGUGCUGCUGCUGUCCUACAGUAUAACACAAAAUAAGUGUUGUCGCGUCUGAAUACGGCGAUAAACAAGGAACCGCCCGUUAUUUUACGCAAAAUAGAAAAUAGAAGGAAGAAAGAAAAUGAGAAAUACAGUGAAAAGAGAAAGGAAAAAAAAAUUACAAAACACGUGCGGAAACAAUUCCGUUCUGAAAAGGAUUCCAAUUACGGACCAAAUGCUGAAAAGCCGGAUAUGGCUAACAAUAUUUAUGAAUUAGAGCAAAAAAAACAUAUGGAAAUGUUACAGAAUUGGUAAAAUAGAAGAGAUGCCAUUGAAGAAGAAACCAUCGGUCAAGCGAAAAAUUCGAGAUGGUUGAAUUACAAAUCUAAAUUAUUGACGGCCUCAAAUUUCGGACGAAUAUGCCGUCGUCGAAUUGGCAUGCUCUGUGGAAAUUCAGUGAAGUCGUUAGUGUAUCCACGACUGAUUAGUGCACCUGCAGUACAAUAUGGACAGGAAUGCGAAAAAUUCGCACGUGAACAACUAAGUGUGUGCAUUGGUGUUGAAAUUAAAGAAUGUGGAUUAUUUAUUGAUAGUGCCAUCCCGUUCUUAGGAGCUUCGCCAGAUGGACUUAUAGACGAAGAGGGCAUUGUGGAAAUCAAAUGUCCGAAAACGGCGGAGAAUUUAUUGCCGGAGGAGGCAAUCAAAAGUGUUGCAGUUAUUCGGCGUAUAUUUGCAGACGCAGAAGGAAAUGAAUUGAACAGGAACCACUACUAUUACUACCAAGUACAAGGACAACUACAUGUCACAGGUAGAAAAUAUUGCUUAUUUUGUAUUUGGACCCGAAAAGGGUUAAAGUACAUUAGAGUCGAUAGAGACGAUAAUUUUUGGCAAAAGAAUAUGGAGCCAAAAUUAAUUCAAUUUUAUUUAUUGUGCAUGUUACCGGAAUUAAUAGAUAGCCGGUACAAUAGGGGAAUGCCCAUUCGGGAGCCUCAAUUUAUAACAGAGGAGAGAGCAAGCUUGGAAAAGCGCAAAAGGUCCCUCUCAGAAAGUAGCACGAAUAUUGCUACUGUCCGGCGUCGCACUGCACUGUAAAGUGCAGUAACACUGACUCUGUUGGUGGUUCACAAUUGCAUGAAAUAGCAAUUGUACUCGCGGAUCAUACGAUCUCGUGAGUUGCUCGACGCAAAAAUACUGUUACUGUCCGGCGUCGCACUGCACUGUAAAGUGUAGUAACACUGACUCUGUUGGUGGUUCACAAUUGCAUGAAAUAGCAAUUGUACUCGCGGAUCAUACGAUCUCGUGAGUUGCGCGAUGCCAUACUAUAUUUAUUAAAAUUUGUUACAGAUUUUCGAAGAAAGGAUUCCCGAGAAGAGGUUUUUUGGAGCGAAGCGAGCGUAGGACUCUAAAUUUAUUUUUUCAGCUGAAACAAUUUUUUUCUUAUUCCCUUCAUGAAAUUAUUAAUGUCUUAUAUCAUCUUUUCAAUUAACUUUUUCUUUUUUCAAUAUUUAUCAUCAUUCAUCUUCAUCUUUGCAUGAACAUUUUUGUCGUUCAGAAAUUAAAAACAGCAUUUUCCUCUUCUCGAAAUAAAUUAAAAAAUUAUAUAUAGGUAUAUUCAAGAAAGCAUUACCUACCAGGACAAAUGGACUGCAAAUAUGCUGUCUGAUCACGUAUAAUCGGCAAGUAUAAUCUUACAUAAUUAAUAUUAUGUUAUCUAUACAUAAAUUACUUUCUUCACAGAUGGACGAGGAAGAAGAAGAAGAAAAGAAAGAGGAUAAGGUCUAAGGAACGAAGUCGGAUAAAAGGGAAGAGAAAGGAGAAUCCGAGGCCGUCAACGUCGCAAAUAAAACAAAUUCAAUACCACAUGACUGGGAUGGCUGUCAUGGUAAUCGACGAUGCAGACGCCGCGGAGAAAGAAGAGGCCGAAGCGGGCGGCGGGCGGCCAAUUAUUGUUUAUAUAUAUUGAUAAUAUUUCAAUAAAUAAAUAUUGUAUAUAUAGAUCAAUUUACAUACAUCUGUUUAUUUUCCAUUCCCUUUCUGAAAUUAUUAAUACCAUGUAGUUUUUAUUCGUAUAAAUUUUAUAGUCGCGUACAUUAUGUGUAUUACAGUCUCAUCGAAUCUGUCGUGGCGUGUGACUCGAACAUAUGUAUUUCCGCCGAUCGGUACUACGUUGUUUGAUUCAUGAUACUCCUUCUCUUUCUAUCGCGCUAUCCUUUUCUAUGUCCGCCUGGAAUCAAAAUCUCGCUCGGCUCGAGCGAAUUCAUUUUGCUAGAUGGUCAGGAUUGUCACAGAUGUGGCAACACCGCGACAGAACUCUCAAAUAAUGUGAUUCGACAAUUACGCCACCUCACUUUCGUUUCUUAUUCUACAUAAUGACGUUAGAUGUCACACCGUCAAAUGUCACAUUUAUCAAUUAUAUGUUUUCACGAUUGCCCGAAUCUUUAUAAUGGCGCUUACAUCGAUUCGGAGGAGGCCACGAAGGAGUCUGUGCCCUUAAUUUGAUAACUAAUUUGAUAGUCAACAGACAUAAUGGGACGAACUGUAAAUUUUACGAAAUUUCUCGAAGGUUACGCAUCUAUAUGGCGUAUGGUUUAUGGCUUAAGUUUCACUCGGUUUCUUAUCUUUGGUUGACAUGAUCAUCGGCGGCACUGGUUUACUCCAUCUCUAUGUGCCAUAGUAAUGCUCGGCUAAAUUUCACUACGUUCGGGAGUCAGCAGUGAAAUUAACGCGAGCAGGGUAGCGUUUUUAUUCCGAGAAUUAACUCGAGCAGAACUUGACAGAAUAAGAGAAUAGAUACGAUAGGAGGAAGCGAGACGCUCGAGGCACGUCACUUUAAAGAGAUGCCGCGAGUGAAAAAAGUGAACAUGCAAUAACGAGAAUUUCACUAUCGGUAAUUUUCAACUUAUUUUUAUGAAAAUUAUACCAUUGAAUUAUUGAGAUCCUUCUGAUUGAAAUAAGUCCAAACACGACGUAAAUCGGUUUGUAUUUACGUUAUCUAAUAAUUUCAUAAGAAAUCACGUAGAGUUAAUCAUAAUGUAAAUCAUAAUGGAUCAUGUACAGUAAAUAUGGUUCAAAUUAUAUCGUGUUUGGAUUCAUUUUAAUCGGAAGAAUGUCAACUAUCCAUCGAUGCUACAAUUAUAAACGUAAGACGAAAAUGACUGAAAAUAAAAUUUUCUUUACUGCAUGUUUAUUUUUUCCAGUCGCGGCAUCCAUUUGAUGUACGUCUGUUCUCUUUCUUUUCAUUGUAUUCAUUUUCUGUCUUUGUCUACUGAGAUCAGGUUUCGCCGAGCUCGCUGUGCUGAGUGGUAGGAGAAGAGUGGGGCUGGGUCGUGGAAAUUUAACCGAGCAGAUUUCAGUGAAAUUUAGCCGAGCAUUACUGUACUCGGUCGAGACAUGGAGGAAGAUCGUAUAUGGAAUUAUUAAUUGAAUCUAUUAAAAUAACAUUAGAUAUGUGAAUGCUUGAAUAUAUUUUAUUAUAUGUAUGGUUAAAUAUUGCUUAAUGCUAAGGAAAAUUAAUAUAUAAAAGAACUGAACAGAAACUCUUCUUUACGGCAUCCAUCUUGCCAAGCAUACCAUGUAUAUAACAAAAGAAUCUUAUCUUAGAGGAAACCGUUACAAAACCAUAGAAUAGUGAAUCAAUAGAAAUGUAUACAUAUACCAACAGAAUCGU
Messenger RNA from Osmia lignaria (orchard mason bee), 7191 nucleotides. Lineage: Eukaryota; Metazoa; Arthropoda; Insecta; Hymenoptera; Megachilidae. The record is from RefSeq and is a predicted model, not a curated record.